AUGUCAUUCUAUGAUAGAUUUAAAGCCCGCUUCUCUAUUCAUUAUAUGUAUACAAUCAACGGUUCUAGCUUAACCUCUGUCGGUAGUAAGAAAGACUUGGGUGUUCUUUUUAAUUCAGAUCUUAACUUUCACUCCCAUAUUGAAAGGAUAUGUUGCAAAGCUAUAAAAAUGCUUGGAUUCAUAGUGCGUAUAUCCAAGGAGUUCAAUCUAUCGUCUCCAUUGAAAUUCUUAUAUUGCUCUUUGAUCCGAUCUAUUAUAGAGUAUGCAUCUGUGCUAUGGGUUCCUUAUAAAGUAACGGACUCCUGUCAAUUAGAAUGUAUUCAGAGAAAAUUCUUAUUUUGCGCAACUUAUAUAUUAAAAAUAAAGCAUCCUCCGCAUGACUAUUUAUUAGUGAUGCAGGAACACUGUCUCAUCUCACUAGCAGACAGGAGAAAUAACGCCAACAUUGAGUUUUUGAAGAAGCUGAUGGAUGGUCGUAUUGAUGCUCUCUCUCUUCUUUCAUCGAUCAAUAUCAAAGUUCCUUCUCGCAUUACUAGACACCACGUUCCUUUCGUAGUUCCUGUGCACACCACAAAUUAUGGGAGAAAUAGUCCUUUACACCGCAUGAUGAGGUUGGCCAAUGAGAGCACCAUUUAUCAAGAUUGGUGA
Molecule: messenger RNA, 648 nt
Organism: Acyrthosiphon pisum (pea aphid)
Lineage: Eukaryota; Metazoa; Arthropoda; Insecta; Hemiptera; Aphididae
Exons: 1
Coding region: 1-648 (215 amino acids)
Source: RefSeq, a predicted model, not a curated record